AUGCGUACCUAUACUACAUUACUUACCUUCUCGGUAGCCAUGCUGUUUGUAUCUCGGGUCCUUGCUAGUCCUGAUCUUGAGGCUCGACAGAACUCCAGCAACGCUACAGCGUCAACAUCUUCCUCUUCCUCUAGCACUUCCUCGUCAUCGGCUGCUUCAGACACCGAAAGUGGCACUCCUGCUGGCGUUGGCACUGGUUCAUCCGGCUCGGGUGAGGGUUCUUCGGGCCAGAACACCGUUAGCGAUGCAAGUCUGAGAUAUGGUGUUCCAGGAGGCGUGUUAGGGGCUGUUGGUCUUGGUGUUGUACUGUUGACACUGUAA
Molecule: messenger RNA, 321 nt
Organism: Aureobasidium pullulans EXF-150
Lineage: Eukaryota; Fungi; Ascomycota; Dothideomycetes; Dothideales; Saccotheciaceae
Exons: 3
Coding region: 1-321 (106 amino acids)
Source: RefSeq, a predicted model, not a curated record